AUGGCAGAGAUCAAAAUUGACAAGAACCUCUUCCAAGAGCGGCUGUCACACUUCUAUUCAGCAUGGAAAGCCGACAAACGCAGCGGAGACGCGCUCUUUGGCGGCGCCUCUUCGAUCUUGGUGUUGAUGGGCAAGACCGAGGAAUCUGCACAGUUCCAGAAGAAUAACGCUCUUCACUUCUGGCUACUUGGCUAUGAAUUUCCCGCAACCCUGUUUCUGUUCACCUUGGAUGCCUUGUACGUCGUCACGACAGCGAAGAAAGCAAAGCAUCUGGAACCAUUGAAAGGCGGCAAGAUCGCUCUCGAGAUCCUUGUGCGGGGCAAAGACCCAGAGCAGAACGCGGAGCUUUUUAAAAAGGUCACGAAAUCCAUUACAUCUGCGGGCAAGAAAGUUGGCGUUCUACCAAAGGACACCUCGAACGGACCUUUUAUUGACGAAUGGAAGAAGAUCUAUUCCGAGAUCUCGGAUAAGGUGGAGGAGGUAGAUAUUGCGCCGGCUCUCUCAGGUGCUGCGUUGGCUGUGAAGGAUGAGAACGAACUGCGCGCAAUGCGAAAUGCCUCCAAGGCCUGCAUCGCCCUUAUGAACCCAUACUUUGUUGAAGAAAUGUCAAACAUACUGGACGAAGAGAAGAAAGUCAAGCACAGUGCUUUGGCCAACAAAGUUGAUAGCAAGCUGGAUGAGACGAAAUUCUGGACCACGGUCGAGCUCCCGAGCAAACAGAAGAUGCCUUCGGAUUUCGACCCCACACAAUUGGAUUGGACCCAUGGCCCCAUCAUACAAAGUGGUGGCAAAUUCGAUCUGAAGAUGAAUGCCCAGGUUGAUGAUGAGAUACUGCACCCCGGUGUGAUACUUGCCUCAAUGGGUCUCCGAUACAAAUCGUACUGUUCUAUGAUUGCUCGGACCUAUUUGGUUGAUCCGAACAAAUCACAAGAGAGCAACUAUAAGCUUCUCUUGCAGGUCCACAAUCUUGUCAUGAAGGAGAUUCGGGACGGUACACAAGUGAAGGACAUUUAUGGCAAAGCUCUGGCCCUGGUUCGCAGCAGGAAGCCGGAACUUGAAAAACAUUUUCUGAAGAACGUUGGUGCUGGUAUCGGCAUCGAGACACGGGACAGCACCUUGAUAUUAAAUGGCAAGAGCACACGAAUCCUGAAAGAUGGAAUGACGCUAUGUGUUACCACGGGAUUCAGCGACAUCGAAAACCCGAACCCCCAGGACAAGAAGAGCAAAGUUUAUUCUAUGGUACUUUCGGAUACCGUCCGUGUGACGUCUUCGGAACCGGUGGUCUUCACGGGUGAUGCUCCUUCAGAUUUGGAUGCAACCUCAUUCUUUUUCAAGGAUGAUGAGGAGCCUGACCCAACACCCAAGAAGGCAAAGAGAGACUCUACUGUAGGCGCCGUGGCGACCAAGAACAUUACCAAGACAAAAUUGCGUGCCGAGCGAACCACGCAAAUUGACGAAGGAGCCGAGGCCCGACGCCGGGAGCAUCAGAAGGAACUUGCAAGGAAGAAGCAAGAGGAGGGUCUUGCUCGCUUUGCAGAAGCUACCGGCGAUCAAAAUGGUGCGGCAGUGAAGAAGUUCAAGCGCUUCGAGUCAUAUAAGCGGGAUAAUCAGUUCCCCUCAAAGGUUAGGGAUCUUGCAAUUGUCAUGGAUCAGAAGAACUCGACAAUCGUACUGCCGAUCAUGGGUCGUCCAGUACCCUUCCAUAUCCAAACGAUCAAGAACGCAAGCAAGAGUGACGAGGGUGAUUAUGCCUACCUACGAAUCAACUUCUUAUCCCCAGGUCAAGGUGUUGGUAGAAAGGAUGAGCAACCUUUCGAAGAUGCUUCGGCCCAUUUUGUACGAAGUUUAACCUUCCGUUCCCAAGACGGAGACCGCCUCCAGGAUAUUGCAACCCAGAUCGGCAACAUGAAGAAAGAUGCUGUGAAGCGGGAGCAAGAAAAGAAGGAGAUGGAAGACGUCGUUGAACAAGAUAAGUUGAUCGAAAUUCGAAAUCGUCGCCCUGCUGUUAUGGACAAUGUCUUCAUUCGUCCUGCUAUGGAUGGCAAGCGUGUGCCUGGAAAGGUUGAAAUUCAUCAAAACGGUCUCCGAUAUCAAUCUCCCCUGAAUCCCCUUCAUCGAGUGGACAUUCUGUUCAGCAACGUCAAGCACUUGUUCUUCCAACCUUGCCAGCAUGAGUUGAUCGUUAUCAUCCAUGUUCAUCUCAAGGACCCUAUUCUCAUCGGAAAGAAGAAGACCAAGGACGUACAGUUCUAUCGAGAAGCUACCGACAUCCAGUUCGACGAGACCGGAAACAGAAAGCGAAAGUUCCGAUAUGGUGAUGAAGAAGAAUUUGAACAAGAACAAGAGGAACGAAGACGUCGUGCAGACCUCGAUCGCCAAUUCAAGGCGUUCGCCGAGAAGAUUUCAGAGGCUGGCAAGAACGAGAAUGUUGAUGUCGAUGUUCCCUUCCGUGAGCUUGGCUUCAACGGUGUACCUUUCCGAUCCAAUGUCUUCUGCCAACCUUCCACGGAUUGCUUGGUUCAACUAACCGAGCCACCCUUCAUGGUCAUCACUCUCGAUGAUAUUGAAAUCGCACACCUUGAACGUGUACAAUUCGGUCUGAAGAAUUUCGAUUUAGUCUUCGUUUUCAAGGAUUUCCAUCGACCUCCAUACCAUAUCAAUACGAUCCCUGUCGAAUCUCUCGAGAAUGUCAAAGAAUGGCUCGACUCGGUCAAUAUUCCUUUCAGUGAGGGUCCACUCAACUUGAACUGGCCCACUAUCAUGAAGACCGUCACUGCGGACACUCAUCAGUUCUUUGCUGAUGGCGGUUGGUCUUUCUUGGCCACGGAGACAGAUGACGAAGACGAGGACCAGGAGUCUGAAGAAUCCGCCUUCGAAAUGUCAGAUAGUGAACUCGCAGCUUCAGACGAGUCGAGUGAGGAUGACAGUGAUUUUGAUAGCAAUGCUAGUGCAGAGGCUAGUGAGGAUGGCAGUGACGAAGAGGAUGCGAGUGAGGGAGAGGACUGGGAUGAGCUGGAGAAGAAAGCGAAGCGGAAGGACAGGGAGAGUGGACUGGAAGAUGAAGAUGGUCCGAAGAAACGACGAAAGCACUAA
Molecule: messenger RNA, 3093 nt
Organism: Amorphotheca resinae ATCC 22711
Lineage: Eukaryota; Fungi; Ascomycota; Leotiomycetes; Helotiales; Amorphothecaceae
Exons: 6
Coding region: 1-3093 (1030 amino acids)
Biological process (GO): transcription elongation by RNA polymerase II; positive regulation of transcription elongation by RNA polymerase II
Cellular component (GO): FACT complex
Molecular function (GO): nucleosome binding
Source: RefSeq, a predicted model, not a curated record